GCUCUCAUCAUGGCACAACCGUCCGCGAGCCGACAGAAAGUGGUGAUUGUGGGUGCUGGGCCGGUGGGGUCGCUGGCGGCUCUCUACGCCGCCGCCAGAGGCGACCAGGUUGAAGUGUACGAGUUACGCGGAGAUCUGCGUGAUCCAAGUACCAUCCCUCUGAACUUCACCAAGUCCAUCAAUCUCGCCCUAUCCGAACGUGGCAUCACUGCCAUGCGGGAGUCCCACCGCGAGGACCUCAUCAACCGGGUCCUCGCGGAUGCGAUCCCCAUGCACGGACGGAUGAUUCACGGUCGAGACGACGGCAAGCUCUGGGAAGCCGCGCAAGCCUACGAUGUCCACGGCCGGGCCAUCAACGCCGCCGACCGGGGCACUCUCAACAACGCCCUCCUCGAUGAGCUAGAAAAGACGCCCAAUGUCCAGCUUUUCUUCAAUCACAAGCUCACCGGAGCCGACUUCCGGACCAACAAGGCCUGGUUCGAGCGUCGCAUCCCCGGCGACUCGUCCGACGACGUCACGGAGAUUGAAACCUCCUUCGACUAUCUCAUCGGAGCCGACGGCGCCCACUCCGCCUCGCGCUACCACAUGAUGAAGUUCGCCCGAGUCGACUACCAACAGGAAUACAUCGACGCGCUCUGGUGCGAGUUCCGGAUCCCCCCCUCCCCCACCGGCGACUUCCGCAUCUCCCCCAACCACCUGCACAUCUGGCCCGGCAAAGAGUUCAUGUUCAUCGCGAUCCCCUCCGCCGACAAAUCCUUCACCUGCACCCUCUUCGCCCCCGCCUGGUACUUCGAGCAACUCAAAACCCGCUCCUCCGAAGACCUGCACGAACUCUUCGACCACAACUUCCCCGGCGUCUGCCCGGACCUCAUCUCCCCCGAGGAUCUCUCCCAACAAUUCACCACCAACCCACACCUCCCACUCAUCAGCCUGAAAUGCAAACCCCACCACUUCGGCUCCAGCGUCGUCAUCGUCGGUGACGCCGCCCACGCCGUCCUCCCCUUCUACGGCCAAGGCCUCAACGCCGGACUCGAAGACAUCCGAAUCCUCUUCAAUAUCUUUGACCAACACAACGUCUACGACGAAUCCGCCAGUCCCGAGACCCGCGAAGCCGCCCGUCGUGCCGCCCUCCAAGCCUACACCAACCAACGCACGGCCGACACCCACGCCAUUAACGACCUCUCCAAGCAAAACUACCUCGAGAUGCGCUGGGGCGUCAAAUCCCCCCUCUACAAGCUGCGCAAGUCCGUCGAGGAAACCCUAGACCGCUACGUCCCGAGCCUAGGCUGGCAAACCCAAUACGCCCGCGUCAGCUUCAGCAAUCAGCGCUACUCGGAGGUGAUCCAAGCGGUCAGCAGACAGGGCAGGGUACUGGGCAUUGGCUUCAGCUCCGUACUAGUAUCCGGACUAGCAGCUGUCGGCAUCCUGAUGUGGAAAUGUCCGGAUCGGUUCUCGUUGACCUCCGUGGUGCGGACCUCGUGGCAGGCUGUGAGGGGUCUGUGGAUGAAGGCUUUCUGAUCAUGGUACAUGAUCCACGUACAUAGUUCCUACUGUAGUACAUAAAGGCGAGUUUGUAUCACUAGCGCAAAAUUCCUUUUCUCAUCUCCC
Messenger RNA from Aspergillus ibericus CBS 121593, 1608 nucleotides. It is a transcript of the gene bna4, whose product is annotated as kynurenine 3-monooxygenase. The record is from RefSeq and is a predicted model, not a curated record. Gene Ontology annotation, biological process: NAD+ metabolic process; L-tryptophan catabolic process; quinolinate biosynthetic process. Bases 10 to 1518 code for a protein of 502 amino acids. Gene Ontology annotation, cellular component: mitochondrial outer membrane. NCBI's taxonomy places the organism in Eukaryota, Fungi, Ascomycota, Eurotiomycetes, Eurotiales, Aspergillaceae. The transcript is spliced from 3 exons. Gene Ontology annotation, molecular function: FAD binding; NAD(P)H oxidase H2O2-forming activity; kynurenine 3-monooxygenase activity.